AUGCGCAGUCAGCCCCGCCGGAACCUGUGCGCUCGAGGCGGCGCUGUUUCCCGGACCUCGCUGGGCGGGCGGACUCCGGGCGGGCCGUGCGGGCGGAAGUGGCGACGACUGCGGGCCGAACCGGGCCGAGCGGCGGCGGGACGGGCCGAGCUGGAGGGCGCGGGGGAGCGGGGCUCGGGCGCGGCCCGUGUCCAGGGCGAGCGCGCCGCGGGGGCCCCUCCGGCAGCCGGGGCGGCGGCGGCGGCGGCGGGGGAGCGCGGCGGGGAUGCAGCGCCGAGUCGGACCGCGGCCGGGGCCGGGGCUGGGGCCGGGCCGGGGGCCGGGCCUGCAGCUGGGCCGGGAGCUGGGCCCGGAGCUGGAGCGGGGCCGGGGGCCGGGCCGUCCUCGGCCUUGUUCGCGGGGCUCCAGGACCUGGGAGUGGCCAACGGCGAGGACCUCAAGGAGACGCUGACCAACUGCACCGAGCCACUCAAGGCCAUCGAGCAGUUCCAGACAGAGAACGGCGUGCUCCUGCCCUCGCUGCAGUCGGCCUUGCCCUUCUUGGACCUGCACGGGACCCCGCGGCUCGAGUUCCAUCAGUCCGUGUUCGAUGAGCUUCGAGACAAGCUGCUGGAGCGCGUAUCUGCCAUCGCAGCCGAGGGGAAAGCCGAAGAGAGGUACAAGAAGCUGGAGGACCUGCUGGAGAAGAGCUUCUCCUUGGUCCGGAUGCCGUCGCUGCAGCCCGUGGUGAUGUGCGUCAUGAAGCACUUGCCCAAGGUUCCCGAGAAGAAGCUGAAGCUGGUGAUGGCCGACAAGGAGCUGUACCGCGCCUGUGCCGUGGAGGUGAAGCGGCAGAUCUGGCAGGACAACCAGGCGCUGUUUGGUGACGAGGUCUCGCCGCUGCUGAAGCAAUACAUCCUAGAGAAGGAGAGCGCGCUCUUCAGCACUGACCUCUCAGUGCUGCACAACUUCUUCAGCCCAUCCCCCCGGACCCGGCGCCAGGGUGAGGUGGUGCAGAAGCUGACACAGAUGGUGGGGCGGAGCGUGAAGCUCUACGACAUGGUGCUGCAGUUCCUGCGCACCCUCUUCCUGCGUACGCGCAACGUGCACUACUGCACCCUGAGAGCCGAGCUGCUUAUGUCCCUGCACGACCUGGAUGUGGGCGACAUCUGCUCUGUGGACCCCUGCCACAAGUUCACCUGGUGCCUGGAUGCCUGUAUCAGGGAGCGCUUUGUGGAUAGCAAGAGAGCCCGUGAGCUGCAGGGUUUCCUGGACGGGGUGAAGAAGGGCCAGGAGCAGGUCCUCGGAGACCUGUCUAUGAUCCUGUGUGACCCCUUUGCCAUCAACACCUUGUCUCUGAGCACAGUGCGACAUCUGCAGGAGCUAGUGGGCCAGGAGACACUGCCCAGGGACAGCCCUGACCUGCUCCUGCUACUCCGGCUGCUGGCUCUGGGCCAGGGCGCCUGGGACAUGAUUGACAGCCAAGUUUUUAAGGAGCCCAAGAUGGAGGUGGAGCUCAUCACGCGGUUCCUGCCUAUGCUCAUGUCCUUCGUGGUGGAUGACCACACCUUCAACCUAGACCAGAAACUGCCCAUGGACGAGAAGGCCCCAGCAACCUAUCCGAGUGUGCUUCCUCAGGCCUUCACCAAGUUCCUGCAGGAGCAGCGCAUGGCCUGCGAGGUGGGGCUGUACUAUGUGCUGCACUUCACCAAGCAGAGGAACAAGAAUGCGCUGCUGCGGCUGCUGCCUGGCCUGGCGGAGACCUUUGGUGACCUGGCAUUCGGGGAUAUCUUCCUGCACCUGCUCACUGGGAGCCUGGCCCUGCUGGCUGAAGAGUUUGCCCUAGAGGAUUUCUGCAACAGCGUCUUCGAUGGCUUCCUCCUCACUGCCUGCCCAAGGAAGGAAAGUGUCCAGCGACACGCCCUGCGGCUCCUCGUCCACCUGCAUCAACGUAUUACCCGCUCCAAGCUGGAGGCUCUGCACAAAGCCCUGGAGCCCACUGGCCAGAGCGGUGAGGCCGUGAAGGAGCUGUACUCACAGCUCGCCGAGAAACUAGGCCAGCUGGACCACCGGAAGGCUAGCCCCGCACCUGCUGCCGAGACGCCCACCCUGGACCUGCCACUGCCUGCUGUGCCUGCCCCAGCUGCGCUCUGAGGCUCCCCUCCUCUGGGGUGCCCAAGCCCCAUGCCCUGGCUGGCCAGGAGCCGUCCCCUCUUCCCUGCAGCCUUGCUUACUGCCUCCUGGGUCUGUGUUAUCCUGGGCAGCCUGAGCAGUGAGGGAGGCUCCCUGGCUCCAGGCACAGCCCUCUGCCCUCAUCCUCCUGAGCUGGGUGGGCAGGAUCCCAAUCCCCGGGUUGGAGGGAGGCUGUUGUCUGCUCUGGGGUCUGCAGAGGAGGGAUUGGUACAGACCCUGAGAUGAGGGGACACCCACCUGUGUAAAUAAAGGCCUUUAGAUAAA
Molecule: messenger RNA, 2436 nt
Organism: Suncus etruscus (white-toothed pygmy shrew)
Lineage: Eukaryota; Metazoa; Chordata; Mammalia; Eulipotyphla; Soricidae
Gene: NELFB
Product: negative elongation factor complex member B
Exons: 13
Coding region: 1-2133 (710 amino acids)
Biological process (GO): negative regulation of transcription elongation by RNA polymerase II
Cellular component (GO): NELF complex; nucleus
Source: RefSeq, a predicted model, not a curated record